AUGAUGAAAAUGUCACCGCUGCUUCUGCUGCUUGGCCUUGCUGUGACCUCCACUGCUGCUGCUGGAUCAGGCAGCUGCGUGGGCCGCUGUGGCGAGCUCUUCUCCAGAGGCCAGCCGUGUGCCUGUGACUUCAACUGCCUGCAACACAACGAGUGCUGCCUCGACUUCCAGACCACUUGCACCGCUGCUCAGUCCUGUCAGGGCCGCUGUGGUGAGUUGUUCAGGCGCGGUCGGCUGUGCGAGUGCGAUCCUCAGUGCAUCCAGUUCAACACCUGUUGUCAUGACUACCAGCAACACUGUGAUGCCAGUGUUUCCCACACCAGGCUCCUCCAUCCUGUGAGGUCGGCAGCUUCAGGACAUCUGGGAUCAGGGAGCAGCAGGAGAAUGUCCAACAGUGCCAGCGAGGAAUUGUUCACAGGUGUGAGGCACUUCCCAGUUGGUCUUCUGCCAAUGUCCAUCCCCGUCUCUCACGGCAGAGUUCCAGUCUCACCAGGACGGGGCUCCUCCUCCUCUCUGCCCAGCCACAGUGCUCCGUCUGUGGGCAGCGGGGCUCCCGUCAGUCCCUCUGGUCAUGGAGCAGUUGAUGCACCCAGUUGCGUGGCAGUCCCCAAGCCCAGACCCAGCACCCUCCAGGACAUAGCCCAGGCCUCGGGCCAGGUGGAAGGGGGUCCUCAGGGACCAGGGACAGGACUCUUUGCUGAUGCCAACCUGUGCAGUGAUUCCCCCAUCAAUGGACUGACUGCUCUGAGUAAUGGGACCAUUCUGAUAUUUAAAGGGGGUCUGGUCUGGUCGGUGGACGCCGUCAGUCGCUCAGUAAGUCGUCCUCAGAGUAUCACGGACACCUUGGGCGUCCCCUCUCCCAUCGAUACCGUCUUCACACGCUGCAACUGCCACGGACACACCUACAUCAUCAAGGGAGACCAGUACUGGCGUCUAGACGGGAACAUGGUGAUGGAGCCGGGCUACCCCAAACCUCUGGUCUCUGAGUUCCCAGGUCUGACAGGAAGCAUCAGCGCUGCACUGGCAGCACCAGCCACCGGCAGCAGAGCAGAGACGGUGUACUUCUUUAGGAGCGGAGACAUCAUGCAGAGGUUCACCUUCCCACCAGGCAGCACUCCAUCCUGCAGCAAGAAACCAAGGAGCUCCUCGAGGACACGUGUCGCUCGCCAGGCUGAUCUUCUCAGUGGAGAGAUCAACAUCAAAGUGUCUCUGAUGGGAUUCCCCACCCCGGUCACCGCUGCCCUGUCCAUGCCCAGUCCUAAGAGGAGAGACCCAUAUGAGCACUACAUCUUCUCUGGACCUCUCUUCUUCAGCAUCCAGAUUUCAGGUGACCUGCCAGCGCUGGUCAAACCGAACCCUUCUGCAGCCCUCGCCAGCCUCAGCCCCGUCGCCGUGGCGACCAACAUGGCCGCUCAAAAUGCCAACGCUCACCUGCCAGCCAAUUCCAUCAGAGCUUGGCUGCGCUGUCCCUAG
Cyclopterus lumpus (lumpfish) is the source of this 1473-nucleotide messenger RNA. RefSeq names its product proteoglycan 4a (gene prg4a). Gene Ontology annotation, molecular function: scavenger receptor activity; polysaccharide binding. The coding region runs from base 1 to 1473 and encodes 490 amino acids. Gene Ontology annotation, biological process: immune response. The record is from RefSeq and is a predicted model, not a curated record. The transcript has 13 exons. Lineage: Eukaryota; Metazoa; Chordata; Actinopteri; Perciformes; Cyclopteridae.